Belonocnema kinseyi is the source of this 756-nucleotide messenger RNA. RefSeq names its product tigger transposable element-derived protein 4-like. The record is from RefSeq and is a predicted model, not a curated record. Gene Ontology annotation, molecular function: DNA binding. Lineage: Eukaryota; Metazoa; Arthropoda; Insecta; Hymenoptera; Cynipidae. The transcript is spliced from 2 exons. Gene Ontology annotation, cellular component: nucleus. Bases 1 to 756 code for a protein of 251 amino acids.
AUGACUGGAAUAGAAAAAUUGAAACUGGUAGUGAUUGGAAAAUCGCAGAAGCCAAGAUGUUUCAAGAAAAGGAAAGUUGAAUCAUUACCAGUUACAUAUACGAACAAUAAAAAAGCAUGGAUGACGUCAGCUGUCUAUGAAUCUUGGAUUUUCGACUUGGAUAAAAAAAUUUCCAAUCAAAAGAGGAAAGUGCUACUCUUUGUCGACAAUUGUCUUGUGCACCCUAAGAUUCUUUCACAUGAACUAAAAGAAAUUCGGGUGGUUUUCCUGCCGCCAAAUAUCACAUCCAAACUGCAGCCAAUGGACCAGGGAAUCAUCAAAAACGCCAAAUAUUAUUAUUGGAGAAGUGUAAUGCGAAGAAAUUUGCGAAACUUGGAAUCGGGAAAAGAGAUGAACAACGUCAAUCUUCUGAAUGCCAUUGAAAUGCUGUAUAAGGUGGUGGACGAAACAGUCGUGGAAGAAAGUCCACCAGAGUGUUUUCGAUAUCAGAAACUUUUUUCUGUGACGUAUGCAAUUGAAUUCCAAAACUUUGUUAACGUGGACUCUGAUAUUAUUACCACAUCUUAUCCGACUGAUAUUGAAAUGCUAAAUUCUACAAAGUUUCAAGAAGAAUCUAAUGAUUUAAGUGAAGAAGAAGCAGAUAGUGAUGACGAUGUGGAAUCAUCGCCAAAUAAUCUUUCCCAAGCCACGGAUGAGUUAAAAAUAUUAAGGAAAUAUAUUCGAGAACAACCCGGAACUACAGAUGAGAUUUUUUAG